Messenger RNA from Rhipicephalus microplus (southern cattle tick), 459 nucleotides. RefSeq names its product neprilysin. Gene Ontology annotation, cellular component: plasma membrane. Gene Ontology annotation, molecular function: metalloendopeptidase activity. NCBI's taxonomy places the organism in Eukaryota, Metazoa, Arthropoda, Arachnida, Ixodida, Ixodidae. The record is from RefSeq and is a predicted model, not a curated record. Gene Ontology annotation, biological process: protein processing.
AUGCAUGCGUUCGACACGGGCGGUCGGAAACUGGACGAGGACGGGAAGCCGUGGUCCUGGACCGCCACGGCGAACCGCGAAUACGAAGAGAGGCUUCGGUGCAUCCGUCGCAGCCACGUUGAGGUUGAACAGAAGCUGCUCGCAUCCGAGCCCGGCGUAGGUCAGGAUCCGGAAAACUUGGCCGACUUCUCUGGAGCCCCGCUGGCAUACGACGCCUUCCAGUCGCUGCCCAGCCACAGGCGCGCUCUCACGGUGGCCGGCUUCAGCUCCGCGCAGCUCUUCUUUAUCGGCCACUGCGUCAAGUGGUGCCGAUCGCUGACCGGGCACCGGAGCCACGGAUACGCCCGGGGUCGCUCGCGCUGCAUCGUGCCACUCAUGCACAUGCCACAGUUCUCGGAGGCCUUCGGAUGUAGCGCGAGCGAUUACAUGAACCCGGAGCGCAAGUGCUCUUUCUGGUAG